AAAUUCAAAAUAUUUUACCUGUUGUUGAACAUAAAAAAGUGUGCUAGACAUAUCUUAGCUAACUGGGCUAAGGAUUGGAGAGGUCUCCAAAGAAGACAAUAGUUUUGGUCUAUUGCAAAGAGAACCUUUGAAUCUCAAUUGAGGAAAUAUAUUGUGAAGAUGAAGUUGCUUGGUCCAGAAAAAAUGAUGGAUGAUCUUAUGUACUACAAGAUAGAGUUCUGGUGUAAGGUUUACUUUAAUACUCAAGUAAAAUGUGAUUCUGUAUAUAACAAUUUGUCUGAGUGCUUUAAUUCAUGGAUCUUGGCACCUAGACACAAGACAAUUAUCACUAUGCUUGAAGAGAUAAGAGUAAAAAUGAUGACCAGAAUAGUCAAGUUGAGAGAGUUCACAAAUACUUGGAUGAGUGAUUUUUCUCCAAUGUGUCUAAUGGUACUACAAGAGAAUAUUUAUAGGUCACUGAAUUGUAAUAUUGAAUUUAAUGGAGUUGAUGGGUUUGAAGUGAGAGAAGGACAAUUUCAACACAGUUUUGAUCUUGGUAGAUAGAUUUGUAGUUGUAGGGUAUGGCAGUUAAAAGGCAUACCAUGUGCACAUGCUGUGGCUGCCAUUUACUUUAAGAAAGGUGAACCCCUUCACUAAAUUGGCAACUGUUAUAGUAAGCCAACUUACUUGAAGACUUAUGCCAAUGUCCUUCAACAUGUCACAAACAUGGAGAUGUGGCCUGAAUCUACUAACCCCACAGUUGCACCACCUGAAAUAAAAAGCAUACCUGGCAGGCCAGGUAAACUUCAAAAGAAAGAAGCUGGUGAAAGUAAAAAAUCUGGAAAGAUACCUAGAACUGGACUUGCCAUGACAUGUAGUAACUGUAAUGUUCGAGGCCACAACAAGAGAGGAUGUCCACAAAGGGUUGAGUCAUCUUCAAGGGAAGAACCAUCAAAUACAGACAAGGGAAAGGGAAAAACUUCAGAUUUAGGCAGACCAAAGAAAGCACAAACAGAAGCUGAGCAUUCUACAAAUAGGUCAAGAGGAAGACCACAUGAAGAACCUAGUGCAUCUCCAGGACCUGCAAAGAGGUCAAGAGAAAGAUCAUCUGCUACAACACCUAGUGCAUCUCUAGGACCUGCAAAGAGGUCAAGAGGAAGGCCACCUUCUGCACCUAGUGCAUCUCCAGGACCUAUUGCAUCUGUUGUACCUAGAAAAGGUGCAAAAGGAAGACCACCUACCACACCUAGUUUACCUAAUGCUUCUGCAACACAUGCAAAGAGUGCAAGAAGAAGACCACCUACAGCACCUAGUGCACCUUCUACAUGUCCAUCCCCUGAUAAUAGUAACAAAGAAGAGGAAGGGGUAGGGGAAACACAACCUCAUACAAAAGGCAAACAAUCAUUGUAAUGGGUGUGUUUCAAGCUGAAGAUGGAUUCAAAGCUCUUAAUCCUGUGAUGUCAAGUUGUAAGAUCUUCUCUACUGGUUCAACAAAGGUGACAAAUCUGCUGAUGUUAGUGGUGAUAUUGGUUACAAACCAAGUACUGCACCCAAGUUGAAAUGGAAUGGAAAAACAACAAUCACAACAAGAAAACUUCAACAAAUGAGAAGGGAACAGAGAAAAUCAAGAGAAAA
This is a messenger RNA of Solanum lycopersicum (tomato), 1614 nucleotides long. NCBI's taxonomy places the organism in Eukaryota, Viridiplantae, Streptophyta, Magnoliopsida, Solanales, Solanaceae. The record is from RefSeq and is a predicted model, not a curated record.